Messenger RNA from Alnus glutinosa, 1063 nucleotides. RefSeq lists its product as uncharacterized. The coding region runs from base 2 to 1063 and encodes 353 amino acids. NCBI's taxonomy places the organism in Eukaryota, Viridiplantae, Streptophyta, Magnoliopsida, Fagales, Betulaceae. The record is from RefSeq and is a predicted model, not a curated record. The transcript is spliced from 3 exons.
CAUGCCUGUAAAGGCAAUUGUAGAGGAGGUGAAGGGUAGGUGGGGUGUGGAUGUCAAAGAGCACAGGCUGUACAGGGCUAGAAAACUUGCAAAAGACAAGAUCCGUGGAAAAUUGGAUGAACAGUACAACAAGUUGUGGGAUUAUUUAGAGAUGAUAAGAGUAACAAAUGCUAGCAGUUGCGUAAUGAUGAAGAUAGAGAGGCCGUUACCUGAUAUUCCAGGAAAAUUUCAGAGGUUGUACUUCUCUUUAGCGGCCAUGAAAAGAGGUUUUCUUGCUGGUUGUAGACCAAUCAUUGGCCUGGAUGGAUGCUUCUUAAAAGGCCCGCAUAAGGGCCAACUAUUGGCCGCGAUUUCGAGGGAUGCAAACAACCAGAUGUAUCCAGUUGCAUUUGCAGUUGUGGAAGCCGAAACUAAAAAUAGUUGGACCUGGUUCUUAGAAGCUUUGCUAUCGGACCUCGGCACUCCUCCCGCAGAAGGAUGGACAUUUAUUUCGGAUCGCCAGAAGGGUUUGGUACCGAGUUUAGAUUCGGUUGCUUCCAAUGCUGAGCACCGAAUUUGUUGUAGACAUUUAUACGCAAACUACAGAGAUGCAGGUCAUAAAGGUUUGGCGUUGAAGGAUAAGCUGUGGGGCGCGGCUGCAGCAUACACAGAGGCUGAAUGGAGAAGGGAAAUUGAGGAACUAAAUGAGAUAAGCCCCGAUGCGUACGAUUACUUGUCCAAGAUUGACCCAAGCACGUGGGCGAGGUCUUGGUUCAGUACCUUCCCUAAGUGUGACUUAAUUGUGAACAACCUGUCAGAAUGUUUCAAUGCUUGGAUUUUGAAACAAUGUGACUUGCCAAUUAUAUCGCUGCUUGAAAUGUUGAGAACGAAAUUGAUGAAGAGAUACCAAAAGAAGUGGGAAGGCAUCAGUAACAUGGAAGGAAGGAUUUGUCCCAAAAUUAUGGUGCUGUUAGAUGAACUCUCACGUGAUGCUGGUCAUUGCUACGGCGUGUAUGCUGGGGAUGGGUUCUUUGAAAUCACAGACAAGCAGAAUCAAUAUGUAGUGAAUCUAAAAGGCAUAUGA